CGAAGAGGAGCGGGAGGAGGAGCGCGCGCGGGAGGAGGAGGAGGAGCGAGUGCCCCGCCAGCCGAGGGUACAUCGAGCUGGACGUGUCCGCGAUGCUGCCCCACCCAGUGCUGUCCCUCCGGCGCCUGCUCUGUGCUGUGGCCUCCCACCGGCCCGCCCCCUUGAGAUGCGGAGGAAGCAGCCGCCUGCACACGGCCCCAGCCGCCUGUGCUGACAGGAGCGCCCCUGUGUUCACCCGCGCCCUGGCCUUUGCGGACAGGAUUGCUCUCAUUGACCAGCAUGGCCACCACACGUACAAGGACCUUUACUACCACAGCCUCCGCCUGUCCCAGGAGGUGUGCCGUCUCCUCGAGUGUGCUGGCGGGGACCUCCAGGAGGAGAGGGUCUCCUUCCUGUGCUCUAACGACGUCUCCUACGUGGUCGCGCAGUGGGCCUCGUGGAUGAGCGGAGGCAUUGCUGUCCCCCUAUACAGAAAGCACCCCCGGGCUGAGCUAGAGUGUUUCAUCCGGGACUCCCGGAGCUCUGUGGUCCUCGCUGGCCAGGAGUACGUGGAGCUCCUGCGCCCGCUGGUCAGGAAGCUGGGGGUCCCGCUGCUGCCUCUCCCGCCCACGGUCUAUGGUGCGGCAGCUGAGGAGCCUGGGGAGUGGAAGGUGCGGGAGCGGAACUGGAGAGACCGAGGCGCCAUGAUCAUCUACACCAGCGGGACCACGGGGAGGCCCAAGGGUGUCCUGAGCACUCACCACAACAUCAGGACCAUGGUGUUGGGGCUGGUCCACAAGUGGGCGUGGAGUAAAGACGAUGUGAUCCUGCAUGUCCUUCCUCUGCAUCACGUGCACGGCGUCGUCAACAAGCUGCUCUGUCCCCUCUGGGUGGGGGCCACCUGUGUGAUGCUCCCCGAGUUCAACGCACAGCUGGUUUGGGAAAAGCUCUUAGGUUGUGAAACUCCACGGAUUAAUGUAUUUAUGGCAGUGCCUACAAUCUACGCCAAGCUGAUGGAUUAUUAUGACAGACAUUUCACCCAGCCUCAUGUCCAGGAUUUUGUCCGUGCAGUUUGUGAAGAGAAGAUUAGGUUGAUGGUUUCGGGAUCGGCCGCCCUGCCCCUGCCUGUGCUGGAGAAGUGGCAGGACAUCACAGGCCACACUCUGCUGGAGCGGUACGGGAUGACGGAGAUCGGCAUGGCCCUGUCCAACCCCCUGACCGCCACUCGCGUGCCAGGUUCUGUGGGGACACCGCUGCCGGGCGUCGAGGUGCGCAUCGUCUCAGAAAAUCCGAAGAAGGAGGGCUGCCCCUAUGUGCUCCACGCGGAAGGAAAUGAAAAGGAGACGCAGGUGACCCCAGGGUUCAAGGAGAAGGAAGGGGAGCUCUUGGUCAGGGGGCCAUCUGUGUUCCGAGAAUACUGGGACAAACCAGAAGAAACGAAAGACGCCUUCACCUGGGAUGGCUGGUUCAAGACAGGCGACACGGCCAUGUUUAAGGACGGCAGCUACUGGAUCCGGGGCCGCACGUCCGUGGACAUCAUCAAGAGUGGUGGCUACAAGGUCAGCGCCCUGGAGGUAGAGCGGCUGCUGCUGGCACACCCCAGCAUCACGGAUGUGGCUGUGAUUGGAGUUCCAGACAUGACUUGGGGCCAGCGGCUCACUGCAGUGGUGACCCUUCAGGAGGGACACUCGCUGUCCCACAGGGAGCUCAAAGAGUGGGCAAGGGGCGUCCUGGCCCCGUAUGCUGUGCCCUCGGAGUUCCUGCUGGUGGAGGAGAUCCCGCGGAACCAGAUGGGGAAGAUCAACAAGAGGGACCUCGUCAGGCAGUUCUACCCGGGCAACCAGGGUGCCCCUAGGCCAGGCACCAGUGAGCUGGCAUCCUCUGUAAACUAGAGCCCUACCUCAGAGGGGACCGAGCUGGGGCCGACAGAAGGGAGGUCCCAGGGCGAGGCCUGCUCAGCCCCAAGCUGGUUUUCAGACGGACCUCUGCUCCGUCCCCACCUCCACACCCACGCUGGUGCCACACGGGCCCCCACGGUGCCCACCAGCAUCCCCCCAGGCAGCAGGUCUCCCAGCAAAACUCAGUAACGUCUCGCAGAGAACACAAGCAUUGCCCGGGGUCUGCACAUGCACACUGGGCAAACAGCCCCAUGCGUGUACGCAUCCCACGGCCUGGGGCUGCCUGUGUGGCCCCCCCGGGGGACGUGUGGCCCCACAGGAACCUUCUAGGCCAGGGCCUGGCAGGCUCCUGUGACGGAUAAGCCAGGUGGUCUGUGUCUGCGGCCCUGCGGCCAUGCGGCCCCUGUCCCUGCGGUGGCUGUGGCUACCACCGAGGGCCUUGCCGCCGCUCAGCCUUGACCCUUGCCCCGUCUCUCUGUGCCGCUCCCUCCAGGCCCCACGGGGCCCAUUCACCUAACCACCCCCCACCCCUGCCCUGUGUGUGGCCUGACCCCAGGCGUGGUGUUUUCUCCGGGGGGACGAGCCCACGAUCCUCCUGCCUGAGGCUGGGACACACACUCGGGCCACCAUCUCCCGAGCAGGCUGCCCACCAUCCGGCUCUUCUCGGGGCGACGGCCCUCAGCAUCACACCCGACACCGCAUGACCAGGCUUCCGGCUGUCCAUGGUCUUCCCUUGUGGUAACUAGGGAGCCACGUGCCACUGGGGAGAAUCAGAUUGAGCCCUGCGGGGUCUUCACUUAAUCCCACUGAUUUGACACUGUAUCUGUCUUAAUACUGAACAUUUUGAUUCCCAAAAAUGUUUACAUAAUUAUUUGGUUUAUGCUACGAUUUAUAUCAAGUACUUUCAAAAACUAAUAGUCCUCUUUGACGAAGGAGACCACAGAAGGACGUUGAUUUGUCUUUGGAACAUGUGCCUCUAAGGACACAGAAUGCAGCCCCACUUGCUGCGUCAUGAGGCUUCCAGAAGGUUCCCCCUGGGCUCGGACUGCCUCGCAUCCACACACACACAUGCCGGUUCCCUGAGGGCACGACCCUUGGCUGGACAGCCUCAUGCCGUCCUGCACUCCACUCCCCAAGUAGAGCCAGGAGCAGGUGCCCCGGGAGCUGGCCGUUGGCAGCUUGGUCAGCGGCCCGUUGGUGCCUUUGGUCCCCCUGGAGGGGCUCCUGCAGGGGUGUCGGCCACCCUGGGUUGGAGCCUAUUGAAGGCAGUGGGCAGGUCCAGCAUGCCUGGCAGGGUGCCUGCUGGGAGCAGAGGGGAGGCCGCCUGCACGCCUGGUGCGUCCAGACGGUGGAGGUCCACCCCCACAUGGGCAGCCUCGUUUCCGCCUCAGUUUCCCUAUUCGUGUCAUGAAGCUGGCCUUUCUGGCUCUGACCAAGGACUGAGGGCUUUGCUUCCUUGGGAGCCCAGUCCAUGGAGGUGGAGACCCCAGCAUGGCCCCCACCUAAGACCUCCUGGCCACCCAGCUCGUCCACGGGCUGUGCCAGACAGCACUGAGGCUGAUGGUGGGACUGGGGCAGCCGAGGGUCAGCACAGGUCGGGCUGCCAUGCGCCCACCGACCACCUCCAUGUCCACUCAGUGGCAGGCACGCUGGCCUCAUGUCUAACACUCUAGUGCCAGGUCAACAGCGCAGGGUCCCCGAAGGUCAGGGACUCACCCAGGCCCACAGCCAGCCCACGGUCGCCGGUGUCCAUGUUCGGAUCCUCCGUGUCUCCCCUCUGUGCCCUGGGCCUCCCCUGGAACCUUCCUCCCAGGAUGGACACCCGGCCAGGAGUUCUUGGUGCUGGGCCCUCAGGGUCAGGACAGAUGCUCCUUGUGUCGGGUGGGGGCUGAGUCCCCACGAGGGCCCGGGGACUGGACUCCAGGCGUGUCCGUGUGCAGAGCCGCCUGCCACCCUGGCCCCGGCCACCACAGGUGAGGCUGGGACACGUCCUCCCCUCGCAGCCCAGGGCGGGAGCCAGGUGCCCCCAAGGGAGGAAGUGGUGCGAGUGCUCCGGGGCCCGCUGAGGCCGGGCGGCGCCGAGAACCAGGUCCUGGUGCGCGAAGCCUGGCGUCCCCGUCGGGGGAGGGGUGUUGGAGACAGGCUGUGCUCCUGUUUGUUGGAGAGCAUCUCUGUGGAAAACAGAGCAGCGUCUGACGGGUGGAAGCAGCCGCCGCGGGGGGCACGCACCACGCCCACACCUACACCGUACCUGCGGUGCCCCCCAGCCCCUGGGCUGAGCAGGCCGGGUCAUAAGUUACUUCGAGAACCCCCGGAAUCAGCUCAUGCUCUAAAACUCCAGCUCCUUUUCUGUUUUAUGUUGGGUUUCUACAUAAAAAGGUCUUUGAAAAAGAUUCAAGCCCUAAAAGUGGAUUUGAAAACUGUGGUUCUAGUUCUUAGUGUGGCCCUGACCUGGUUGUGACCUCGCCUCUGGGGCCCCUGGUGACUGCGCCGUCCCCUGCCCACCUCUCCCUGCUGCCCCUCCCCUGCCCUGGGCCGCCAGACACCUGGUUCGCGUCCCCCCGUGUCCUCGGCAGCCGCAGUGGGGCCGUCUUUGUCCUCGUGGACCCUGCG
Molecule: messenger RNA, 4490 nt
Organism: Neomonachus schauinslandi (Hawaiian monk seal)
Lineage: Eukaryota; Metazoa; Chordata; Mammalia; Carnivora; Phocidae
Gene: ACSF3
Product: acyl-CoA synthetase family member 3
Exons: 10
Coding region: 93-1871 (592 amino acids)
Biological process (GO): fatty acid metabolic process
Molecular function (GO): medium-chain fatty acid-CoA ligase activity
Source: RefSeq, a predicted model, not a curated record